GGGAGGGGAGAGGAAAGGACAGGAGGGGAGUGUAAACUAUAGGAGGGCGAAGGAAGCGAGGCGCGACACAGCUCCGGGAGAGGAGGACAGAACUGAGCGCUAAGCGCAGAGCGGCUCUCCGGCCUAGAGGAGGGAGUGCGGCGCAGAGAGGAGGGGCUUGCGGCCCCGUAGAAAUGUCAAUCAGAGCCCGGAGCCCGGGGAAUCUCGGCCAAUCUGUUCGGACCUGACCUGACUCCUCGCCGCCGCCGCCGCCGCCGCCGCCGCCGCGGAGCCGAUCAAUAGGCGAACGCGGAGCACAGCGCAGCGCGGGAGGCAACGCGGCCCGGGCUCGGCCCAGCCCCCGAUGCGCUCCGGAGCCAGCGUGCGGCGCUGAGCACCGCGGCCCCGGGGGCCGGGCCCCCUCUUCGUAGGUGCCCCGCGGGCCACCAUGUCCUUCCCUCAGCUCGGAUACCAGUACAUCCGCCCGCUCUACCCACCCGAGCGCCCGGGAGCCGCAGGCGGCGGCAGCGGAGGCGGCAGCGCAGGGGGCCGGAGUGGUCCGGGCGUUGGAGCCUCAGAGCUGGCCGCCUCGGGGUCCCUAUCCAAUGUGCUUUCGUCCGUGUACGGGGCACCCUACGCCGCGGCCGCAGCGGCAGCUGCCGCCGCCCAGGGUUACGGCGCCUUCCUGCCCUACGCUACGGAGCUGCCCAUCUUCCCACAGCUGGGCGCUCAGUAUGAGCUGAAGGACAGCCCUGGGGUCCAGCAUCCGGCCACGGCCGCCGCGUUCCCGCACCCACACCCUGCCUUCUACCCCUACGGCCAAUACCAGUUCGGGGACCCGUCCCGUCCCAAGAACGCCACCCGGGAGAGCACGAGCACACUCAAGGCCUGGCUCAACGAGCACCGCAAGAACCCGUACCCCACCAAGGGCGAGAAGAUCAUGCUGGCCAUCAUCACCAAGAUGACCCUCACCCAGGUGUCCACCUGGUUCGCCAACGCCCGCCGGCGCCUCAAGAAGGAGAACAAGAUGACGUGGGCACCCCGUAGUCGCACCGACGAGGAGGGCAAUGCUUAUGGGAGCGAGCGGGAGGAGGAGGACGAAGAGGAAGAUGAAGAAGAGGGCAAACGCGAGCUGGAGAUGGAGGAGGAGGAGCUCGCAGGGGAGGAGGAGGACACGGGGGGCGAGGGCCUGGCCGACGACGAGGAGGAUGAAGAGAUCGAUUUGGAAAACUUAGACAGCGCCGCAGCCGGGCCGGAACUGGCCCUGGCUGGGGCAACGCACAGGAACGGCGACUUCGGCGGCCUAGGACCCAUUUCGGACUGCAAAAAUAGCGACUCGGACGACAGCUCCGAAGGCUUGGAGGAGCGACCGCUGUCGGUCCUGAGCCUGGCCCCGGCGCCACCGCCUGUGGCCAGGGCUCCUCCAUCUCCUCCCUCUCCACCCUCGGGCCUGGACCCCUGCGCUCCCGCACCAGCGCCCUCCUCCGCCCUGCAGAAGCCCAAGAUCUGGUCACUGGCCGAAACGGCCACUAGCCCGGACAACCCACGUCGCUCGCCUCCUGGAGCCGGAGGUUCUCCUCCUGGGGCAGCGGUCGCGCCCCCGACGCUGCAGCUCUCGCCCGCGGCUGCCGCUGCAGCAGCCGCCGCACACAGACUCGUCUCGGCGCCGCUUGGCAAAUUCCCGGCUUGGACCAACCGGCCUUUCCCAGGCCCGCCGCCUGGCCCGCGGCCGCACCCGCUGUCCAUGUUGGGCUCGGCCCCACAGCACCUGCUGGGACUUCCCGGAGCCACGGGACACCCGGCUGCCGCUGCGGCUGCCGCUGCCGCCGCCGCCGCCUAUGCUCGGCCUACGGAGCCGGAGAGUGGAACAGAUCGCUGUAGUGCCUUGGAAAUGGAGAAAAAGUUGCUCAAGACAGCUUUCCAGCCCGUGCCAAGGCGGCCCCAGAACCACUUGGAUGCUGCUCUGGUCCUAUCAGCUCUCUCCUCAUCUUAAUUCUUUCAACAAUUUUUAAAUCGUUGUACUAAUUGUAAAAAAAAAAAAAAGACAAAUCGCUCUGUAUAGUUAUGACUUGCAAGCAUGUCUAUGUAUGAAUACCUAAAAAAAGAAACACUAAACAAACAAACAAAAAAAGAACGAAAGAAAGAAGAAAUAAAGCCAGCCCCCCUGGGCUCAACCCAAGUUGCUUCUGUACUGCCCCACAUUAGAUUGUGGGGUUCGUUUGUUCUGUUGAUUUGGGGGAGGGGUGCAGAGAGAAUAAGCGUGUCUGACUCUUUUUGUAUAUACAGAAAAAUGUACAUACGUGUGAACCAAAUUGUACAAGAAAGUAUCUAUUUUUGGCUAAAUAAAUGAGCUGUUGCCACUUUUGACUAUAA
This is a messenger RNA of Peromyscus maniculatus bairdii (prairie deer mouse), 2352 nucleotides long. It is a transcript of the gene Irx3, whose product is annotated as iroquois homeobox 3. NCBI's taxonomy places the organism in Eukaryota, Metazoa, Chordata, Mammalia, Rodentia, Cricetidae. Gene Ontology annotation, cellular component: nucleus. Gene Ontology annotation, biological process: cell development; neuron differentiation; regulation of transcription by RNA polymerase II. The record is from RefSeq and is a predicted model, not a curated record. Gene Ontology annotation, molecular function: DNA-binding transcription factor activity, RNA polymerase II-specific; RNA polymerase II cis-regulatory region sequence-specific DNA binding.